This is a messenger RNA of Pleuronectes platessa (European plaice), 1478 nucleotides long. RefSeq names its product potassium channel tetramerisation domain containing 12.1 (gene kctd12.1). The record is from RefSeq and is a predicted model, not a curated record. Gene Ontology annotation, cellular component: presynaptic membrane; postsynaptic membrane. Gene Ontology annotation, biological process: regulation of G protein-coupled receptor signaling pathway; protein homooligomerization. Lineage: Eukaryota; Metazoa; Chordata; Actinopteri; Pleuronectiformes; Pleuronectidae. The transcript has a single exon. Bases 1 to 888 code for a protein of 295 amino acids. Gene Ontology annotation, molecular function: protein binding.
AUGGCACUGGCUGACACUGAGUGCGGAGGCUCCGGCGGCUGCGGGGGCUCCGGCUGCGGGGACUCUGUCUCCCCGUUCACCGAGAUCAUCGAGCUGAACGUCGGCGGACAGGUGUAUGUCACCAGGCACAAAACUCUGGUCGCCGUCCCGGACUCGCUCCUGUGGAACAUGUUCAGCAAGAAGUCACCCAAGGAGUUGGCGAGGGACAGCAAGGGGCGCUUCUUCCUGGACCGGGACGGCUUCUUGUUCCGCUACAUCCUCGACUACCUGCGGGACCUGAACCUGGUGCUGCCGGACUACUUCCCGGAGAAGAGCCGGCUGCAGAGGGAGGCGGACUUCUUCCAACUGCGGGACCUCGCCAAGCGGCUCAGCCCCCGGGUGAGUAAGGAUAAUUCAAUCAGCGAGGAGAUCAGCCACAGCGACACGGAGGAAGGCGCGCAGCUGUGCGGCUCCGCGGUGCAGGGCAUGGAGACUUUACGCGCGAUGUCGAUCACCGGGGCCGCGCGCUCCCCGUCCCUGGACUCCAGAAAGUCGGGCUACAUCACGAUAGGAUACCGCGGCUCCUACACCAUCGGGAGAGACAUCCAGACCGACGCCAAGUUCAGGAGGGUGGCGCGCAUCACUGUGUGCGGGAAAACCUCCCUGGCCAAAGAGGUGUUCGGGGAGACGCUGAAUGAGAGCAGGGACCCGGACAGGCCCCCGGAGAGAUACACGUCCCGCUACUAUCUGAAGUAUAAUUUCCUGGAGCAGGCGUUUGACAAGCUGACAGAGGUGGGCUUCCACAUGGUGGCCUGCAGCUCCACGGGCACCUGCGCCUACACCAGCAAUGAUCCAAACGAGGACAAAAUCUGGACGAGCUACACUGAAUAUGUCUUCUGUCGGGAUUAAAGCUGCCCGUGUCGUGUUGAUGUGCAUAGACAUAGAGGGGGGUGUCUUUAAAGGUGUUGCAUUUGCUGCUGUGCUGAAUGGAAACGUUUGGCAAAAGGCUAGAAACUACAAAAACAUUUAAACCCCCAUUAUUCUAACAAUAGCCAGGUAGCAGUGUUAACCCACUCUGAGGUUAAUCAGGGAUGCCAUAAAAUAGAUGGUACUCAACAGUAUGUCAAGAGAAGAUUAUGUGGGCAGAGCAUCAUAUGAGUCGACCCACUCAGCCAAAGGCCCCGAUGCGUGGAAAGCUCCUAUAAAAUGCCAUGAUCUCUAUUUCAUGGAACUGCAUGUCAACGUUGCAGUCACAUCUGGCUCAGCUGCUGUGUGAAUUGAGCAGCGUCCAAGAGCAGACAAGCAGCGAUUAGUGUUCAGUGUCAUUGUAAUUUCUAGACCUACCUGAUGACAUGUUUGGCCAAGUCCUGUAUCACCAGAAUAGGAUCCUAUAGCAGUUUACAUGACAUGAUUGUACGUGUAUGUGCUUUCCUGGUAUAGAGUUGUGUUUGUUGAACCUGUUCAGAUGAAAUAAAAUCUUCUACUCUGUUAUUCCCAAG